AUGAAUGAAGUCCAGGACUUCAAAGGCUGCAUCCAAAACUGUGGAGUAGUGGAUUUGGGUUUUAUAGGAAGUAAAUUCACAUGGUGGAAUGGUCAAACUGGAUAUGAUUGUAUAUUUAAGAGGCUAGGCAAGUGUUUGGGGAAUCAGGCCUUGCAAGAUAAAUAUCCUGUGAAGACACAUUUGGAAGCAGAUUUUAUGGCUAAUCCCUUUACUAUUUUUCACCAUAUACUGAAAAAGGUGAAAGCUGCUUUGACUCAAUGGAGUACAAGCACUUUUGGGAAUAUUUUUCAGGAAAUAGAGAGUUUGGAGGAUGUGGUUAAAGUUCAUGAAAUUCAAUUUGAACUCCAACCUACACCAUCAGAUAGAGAGAAAGAGUUCUGGAAACAAAAGGCAGGAAUGCAGUGGUUUCAAGAUGGGGACAGAAAUACUAGGUUUUUUCAUGCUUAUGUCCAAGGAAGAAGGAAAAGUCUACAGUUGAAGAGAAUACAUGAUAAUAAUGGUACAUGGAUGGAACCAAAGGAAGAAAUAUCUGAAGAGGCUAUCAGGUUCUACAGAGAUCAAUUUACCAUAGAGAAGGACCCUACUGAUUUUGAAAUUCUGGAUCAUGUUACAUAG
Molecule: messenger RNA, 615 nt
Organism: Lycium ferocissimum
Lineage: Eukaryota; Viridiplantae; Streptophyta; Magnoliopsida; Solanales; Solanaceae
Exons: 3
Coding region: 1-615 (204 amino acids)
Source: RefSeq, a predicted model, not a curated record